This is a messenger RNA of Panicum virgatum (switchgrass), 2665 nucleotides long. RefSeq names its product casein kinase 1-like protein HD16. Lineage: Eukaryota; Viridiplantae; Streptophyta; Magnoliopsida; Poales; Poaceae. Gene Ontology annotation, cellular component: cytoplasm; nucleus. Gene Ontology annotation, biological process: peptidyl-serine phosphorylation; signal transduction; endocytosis. Gene Ontology annotation, molecular function: protein serine/threonine kinase activity; ATP binding. The record is from RefSeq and is a predicted model, not a curated record. The transcript is spliced from 16 exons. The coding region runs from base 266 to 2320 and encodes 684 amino acids.
AUCUCCGUCCAGAAUCUUCCAGCCCCCCUGCUCUCCUCGCCUCUGCUUUUGCUUUCCAUUUUGUUCUCUCUCAUCUCCUCCCCGUCGCCGACCAGUCCACCGCCGCCGCCACCUCAACCUCGCGCAGCCGACCUCUUACCGUACAGUGUCCCGGUCUCUCACGAGGGAGCACCCGCCGAAGCGAAAGCAGCGGUCGCCUGAAGGAGCGGCCACCCCCGCCGCUGGAGGAGGGAUCGCGACAGGGAGAGGUGCCGUCCGCGAGGGGAUGGACGACGGCGACAGCGUCGUCCGGAGCGUCGACAGGGCCGGCGCCGCCCCUGGCGACGACGGCAGCGCCACGCCGCUCCCCGAGACGGUUCAAAUUGGCAAUUCGCCUACCUACAGACUUGAUAGAAAGCUUGGAAAGGGAGGAUUUGGGCAAGUAUAUGUUGGCCGCCGUAUUUCCGCUCCGAGUGUUAGUGACAGGACACCUGGUGCAAAUGCUUUGGAGGUUGCAAUAAAAUUUGAACAUCGAACCAGCAAAGGUUGCAACUAUGGUGCCCCCUAUGAGUGGCAAGUGUACAACACUCUUAGUGGAAUUCAUGGCGUACCAAGAGUACACUACAAGGGGAAGCAGGGAGAGUAUUAUAUCAUGAUUAUGGACAUGUUGGGACCAAGCCUCUGGGAUGUUUGGAAUAAUAACUCCCACUCCAUGUCUGUUGAAAUGGUUGCUUGCAUUGCCAUAGAAGCAAUUUCCAUAUUGGAGAAGAUGCAUUCAAAAGGGUAUGUCCAUGGAGAUGUGAAACCUGAAAACUUUUUGCUUGGACCUCCAGGCACCCUGGAAGAGAAGAAACUGUUUCUUGUUGACCUUGGUUUAGCUACUAGAUGGAGAGACACUGGUACAGGAGAGCAUGUCGAAUAUGAUCAGAGGCCUGACGUCUUUAGGGGAACUGUGCGCUAUGCUAGCGUGCAUGCCCAUUUGGGAAGAACUGGAAGCAGAAGGGAUGACCUUGAAUCCCUUGCAUACACACUUAUUUUUCUUCUGCGCGGUCGCCUUCCUUGGCAAGGAUAUCAGGGGGAGAAUAAAGGUUUCCUUGUUUGUAAGAAAAAGAUGACAAUUUCCCCAGAAUCUUUGUGUUGCUUUUGCCCGCAACCUUUCCGACAAUUUAUUGAGUAUGUUGUGAACUUAAAGUUUGAUGAAGAACCAAAUUAUGCAAAGUGCAUUUCUCUUUUUGAUGGCAUUGUUGGUCCAAAUCCAGACAUAAGGCCAAUCAACACAGAUGGUGCUCAGAAGCUUAUAUAUCACGUAGGCCAGAAGAGAGGCCGUCUUAUGAUGGAGGAAGAUGAUGAUGAGCAACCUAAGAAGAAGAUUAGGAUGGGGAUGCCUGCGACCCAAUGGAUUAGUGUUUACAAUGCCAGGCGGCCUAUGAAACAGAGGUAUCACUAUAAUGUUGCAGACAGUAGGUUAGCACAGCAUAUUUCAAAAGGGAACGAGGAUGGCUUGUUCAUAAGCUCUGUUGCCUCUUGUUCAAAUCUGUGGGCUUUGAUAAUGGAUGCUGGCACUGGAUUUUCUUCUCAAAUAUAUGAACUUUCUCCAUAUUUUCUUCACAAGGAAUGGAUAAUGGAGCAGUGGGAGAAAAACUACUAUAUCACUGCACUAGCAGGUGCGAACAAUGGGAGUUCACUGGUGGUCAUGUCCAGAGGAAUAAUCUCAAGUAUUAACAUUGUGCAACACUCGUGCAGUAUGGCACUGACAGAUUUUCCAUACAACAUCCUCCUUUUCUUUCCAGAAGUUCUGUAUAGUGAGAUAAAGCGGACUAGUUUGAUCUUUUUUGUCAAGCUGCAAUUUCAACCUUUUCGUUGGAGGCUCUUACAGUUCAAGUUAUUGUCCUCGAAUAUACUAUGUAGAUUGGUUUUGACUUUGAACUCUCCAGGAACACAAUAUGCCCAGCAAUCCUACAAAGUAAGCGAUUCCUUUCCCUUCAAGUGGAUCAACAAAAAAUGGAGGGAGGGUUUCUAUGUUACUGCUAUGGCCACUGCAGGAAGCAGGUGGGCAGUGGUCAUGUCUCGUAAUGCUGGCUUUACAGCUCAGGUUGUGGAGCUUGAUUUCUUGUAUCCAAGUGAGGGUAUCCAUCGGCGUUGGGAUAAUGGAUUUCGCAUCACCUCGACAGCUGCGACAUGGGAUCAGGCAGCAUUUAUCCUGAGCAUCCCCAAAAGAAAGCCUGCUGAUGAAACGCAGGAAACCCUAAGAACAUCUGCUUUUCCCAGCCAACAUGUGAAGGAUAAAUGGGCGAAAAAUCUGUACUUAGCUUCCAUUUGCUAUGGAAGAACGGUGUCAUGAGGUCCGGCCUGUUUGACUGGUGGUCCUUGUAGUGUUUAUUUAUAUGGACCACUGAAUAGAUUUGGAAUUUUGAAGGGCGGCCAUAGUUCUAAUUAGCUGGUCUAUAAUCAGCUAAUCCGAUAGAUGCAGAAGCCUGCCUCUGUUCCUUCAAUAGUUGCCCUUGCUGCCUGGCAUGGUUGUAAGAAAUGUAUGUUGCAGAGUUUGGGUGUUGCAAUUUGUUGUCCAUAGAUUGUGUUGUAAGCUGUAAAUUUGAUUACUUAUCAUGCAUAUAGUUUCAAGUUAAUAUUUAACCCUGGAGGUAGGUACCUAAAUUGUAUAAACUCAAGCUGUCUCCGCUUCUUGUUC